Molecule: messenger RNA, 2686 nt
Organism: Anguilla anguilla (European eel)
Lineage: Eukaryota; Metazoa; Chordata; Actinopteri; Anguilliformes; Anguillidae
Gene: gmppaa
Product: GDP-mannose pyrophosphorylase Aa
Exons: 14
Coding region: 303-1586 (427 amino acids)
Biological process (GO): biosynthetic process
Cellular component (GO): cytoplasm
Molecular function (GO): transferase activity
Source: RefSeq, a predicted model, not a curated record
GAAACAUAAUUUUACGUUAGUUAAGUUUGACGAUGUGUGAUGUGAGAUACGUAUGGGCCACUGUAUGUCCCGUUAAAACUCAAUUUCCCAUAAUACUUUGUUGCUCGUGUUGUCAUUUCGGAUACGACAUAAACGGGAAGACAGCGGCGAGGUAAUCUUGUAAUUUACGUUGUUAUUAAAUGUAUGUCUCUGAAAGAAACGCUUGAAGUAAACAGUAUGUUUCGGUAAAUUGCUUAAACAGGAGAGCGUUUGGUUACACGAAAGACCUUCAGUGCAUAACCUGCCACGGACCAGUUUAAACAAUGUUGAAAACUGUGAUUCUCAUCGGAGGCCCACAAAAAGGCACACGGUUUCGACCGCUGUCUUUCGAGGUGCCGAAGCCGCUGUUCCCAGUGGCAGGAGUACCGAUGCUUCAACAUCACAUUGAAGCAUGUGCAAAGGUUCCUAAUAUGAAAGAAAUUCUGCUCAUUGGGUUUUACCAGCCAAAUGAAGAACUCACCAGAUUCUUGUCUUGUGCACAACAGGAAUUUAAAAUCUCCAUAAGGUACCUUCAGGAGUAUGCAGCUCUGAGCACGGGAGGGGGCAUUUACCAUUUUAGAGACCAGAUCCUGUCCGGAGGCCCAGAGGCCUUCUUCGUCAUGAAUGCAGAUGUUUGCUCAGAGUUUCCUCUGCCAGACAUGCUGGACUUCCAGAAAGAACAUGGUGACACACAUAGCUUUGUCAUCCUUGGGACAACGGCUAACAGAAAGCAGUCCAUGAACUACGGCUGCAUUGUGGAAAACCAGCAAACAAAUGAGGUACUGCAUUACGUGGAAAAGCCUAGCACGUUCGUCAGUGAUAUAAUCAACUGUGGGAUUUACCUGUUCACACCAGAAAUCUUCCAGCACAUCGGGAUGGUGUUCCAGAAGAAUCAGCAAGACAUGCUCCUAUAUCCCUACGAGGGAGAGGAGCAGACCAAUGGCUGGCAGCGGGCGGAGGUGAUCCGGCUAGAGCAGGACAUCUUCACAGCGUUGGCAGGACAAGGCAAGCUCUACGUCUACAAAACCCAUCGCUUCUGGAGCCAGAUCAAGUCGGCCGGAUCAGCCAUAUAUGCCAGUCGCUUGUACCUAAACCAGUACCACAAGACUCAUCCAGAAAGACUGGCCACAAAUGAAGAAGGAGGGCCAAAAAUAAGUGGAAAUGUAUACAUUCAUCCGACAGCCAAUAUUGAUCCUACUGCCGUGUUAGGUCCCAACGUCUCCAUUGGAACAGGGGUGACUAUAGGGGCUGGGGUCCGGGUGAGAGAAUCCAUUAUCCUUCAUGGAGCCACACUACAGGAUCACAGUUGUGUGUUGAACAGUAUUGUGGGAUGGGACAGUACAAUCGGCAAGUGGGCAAGAGUGGAAGGGACCCCCAGUGACCCCAACCCUAACGACCCGUAUGCCAAAAUCGACAGCGAGACUCUGUUCCGAGAAGGGAAACUGACCCCUUCUAUAACCAUUUUGGGUUGUAAUGUGAAUAUACCAUCAGAAGUGAUUAUACUCAACUCCAUUGUCCUCCCACAUAAAGACCUUAACCGAAGCUUCAAGAAUCAAAUUAUACUGUAGUUCAUUUUGUGCACGCUGCAACAGUAUUCAUUUAAACUGUGACAAAAAUGAAGGACGCAGUAGAAUAUUCACAAAGCCUGGCAUUUAAUUUUAAUAUCUGUUCUGUAAAUGGUAAAUGGGCAAAAGAAUAUUAAAGAAAGUAUAUAUGGAGUCCUAUAUUCCAGACAGGCCAGCAUUUUGAUUAGAAAUAUUCUUUUGCUAUGUUGACUUCAUUCAAAUCUCAUGAAGACGUACUGCAUUAGAAUCACUUUGUGGAUGACAGUGGAAAUGACUCAUUUGAUUCCAUUUGAAAUCGUGAUGCUCUUGUCUCAUCGUGUUAUCAUGCCAUUGCUUUGCAAUUAACCUGCGACUGACUGGUAAAUAGCACUCCCUGUCAGUGUGAGUCGUUACUGAAACUGCUGAAAAACAGUUAAAUGAAUACCCCCUCAAUGUAGCUGCUUUGGGUGUUUAUGUGGGGUUAUUGAUGUGGAGUGUUUGAAGGCAGAUUGUAAUUUAGAUAUUCACUGUUAUUUUUCAUGAGGUGUUCUUUUAGAAGAAUGGUACUGCUUUCAGGGAUAAUGAUGGUGGAUUGUUGUAUAGUAGCUUUUAUCACUUCGGAGAAGCCCAAACUGCUUUCCUGUGAACGGGGCAGGGGAUUCACAUCACACCAACACCUUGAGUGUUUAUGCCUGCCUAUGUACUCAAACUUAAAUUUGACCAAUAACAUAUACAUAUGUUGCAUAAAAUGAUUGUCUGCAACAUGUUGGAUAGGUGCCAUUGUUUUUGAAAUUUUGGAUUUGUGUGUAUGUGUAUACAAAUGUGCACACAAGCAUAUCAUUUCAUUGAUCACCAACAUGACGUACAUUUCUUGAAUCCACACUGGAUACCAUUACUACCACUACAACAACAGCAGCAGCAACUACAAUAAUUAAAUCAUUGCAUUGCAGUUAAUGGCAAGGAUUUUGGUUCUACUUUCUUUUUUAAAUAGUACGUGGUUAGCCUUCAAGAUCAAAUGAGAUGAAUCCACUGUCCCUGCAAUAAAAAGAAAUUUGCUCUGGCUCAUGAACAAUUGUACAGAUAUUUGUACAGAACAAAUAAAGCUGCAUAAACUGUAUACAUAA